Messenger RNA from Penicillium diatomitis, 894 nucleotides. Its product is annotated as aldo/keto reductase. The coding region runs from base 1 to 894 and encodes 297 amino acids. Gene Ontology annotation, cellular component: cytosol. Lineage: Eukaryota; Fungi; Ascomycota; Eurotiomycetes; Eurotiales; Aspergillaceae. Gene Ontology annotation, molecular function: aldose reductase (NADPH) activity; oxidoreductase activity, acting on NAD(P)H as acceptor. The transcript is spliced from 3 exons. The record is from RefSeq and is a predicted model, not a curated record.
AUGGCUUUGUCGCAGACCAUCCCAUCAACAAAGUUGAAUGAUGGGUCGGAGAUGCCCAUGCUCGGAUAUGGCACAGGCACGGCGUGGUUCAAAAAAAGUGAAUCCAUCCUCGGUAGUCUCGACUCGAACCUCGUCGAGGCGACCAAGACGGCCGUCGGUUUAGGGUACCAUCACCUCGACGGCGCCGAAGUGUAUCGGACCGAGCCAGAGUUGGGCAAGGCGAUUGCCGAGUGUGAGGUGCCACGAGAGAAGCUCUUCGUCACCACCAAGGUCAAUCAGAAUGUGUCUGAUAUUCCCGCUGCAUUGGAUGCCAGUUUGCAGAAAUUGAAUUUGGAAUAUGUGGAUCUAUACUUGAUCCACCAGCCAUUCUUUGCACAGACCAAAGAACAGCUACAACAAGCGUGGGCCGCCAUGGAGCAAGUCAAGGCUUCGGGCAAAGCCCGCUCCAUCGGCGUCUCCAACUUUCUGCAGAGCCAUCUGGAAAUCAUUCUCGAGACUGCCACCGUGAUUCCCUCGGUCAACCAGAUCGAGUAUCACCCUUACCUGCAGCAUGGCAACCUCGUUCCUUGGCAGCAAAGUAAGGGCAUCACGACGGUCAGCUACGGGGGCCUCACGCCUACCACUCGGGCGGCGGGCGGUCCCGUAGACGAACUGCUGGCGAGUCUGGCCAAGAAGUAUGCCGUCUCGGCCGGGGAAAUUCUGCUGCGCUGGUGCUUGGACCAGGGCGUGGUCUCGAUUACGACGAGCAGUAAAGAGUCUCGAUUGGUGAGUUAUUUGCGGGCGUUGACGUUUCAAUUGACUCCCAAGGAGAUUCAGAACAUUUCAGAGCUCGGUCAGACACACCACUACCGGGCAUUCUGGAAGGAUAAGUUUGCAGAGGAUGAUCGGUCCUGA